Aspergillus brunneoviolaceus CBS 621.78 is the source of this 735-nucleotide messenger RNA. RefSeq names its product peptide alpha-N-acetyltransferase complex A subunit ARD1. Gene Ontology annotation, cellular component: NatA complex. Gene Ontology annotation, molecular function: protein-N-terminal-glutamate acetyltransferase activity; protein N-terminal-serine acetyltransferase activity. Lineage: Eukaryota; Fungi; Ascomycota; Eurotiomycetes; Eurotiales; Aspergillaceae. The transcript is spliced from 2 exons. The record is from RefSeq and is a predicted model, not a curated record. Gene Ontology annotation, biological process: N-terminal peptidyl-glutamic acid acetylation. Bases 1 to 735 code for a protein of 244 amino acids.
AUGGUCGACAUCCUCCCCCUAAGCAGCUACCCCUCGUACAUCGACCUCCUCCCCUCCAUCCAAACCUGCAACAUCACCAACCUCCCCGAGAACUACUUCCUAAAGUACUACCUGUACCACGCGCUGACCUGGCCGCAACUGUCCUUCGUGGCGGUGGUGCGGCCCAAGAACGGCUACAGCAAGCAUGGCGGCAGCGACAGCUACCCCAAGGUCGUCGGCUACGUGCUGGCCAAGAUGGAGGAGGAGCCCACGGACGGGGUCGCGCACGGCCACAUCACCUCGCUGAGCGUGAUGCGCACGCACCGCCGGCUGGGGAUUGCGGAGCGGUUGAUGCGGAUGAGUCAAAGAGCAAUGGCCGAGUCCCACCGCGCGCAAUACGUCUCGCUGCACGUGCGCGUCUCCAACACCGCCGCCCUGCGCCUCUACCGCGACACCCUGGGCUUCCAGGUCGAGUCCGUCGAGAGCAAGUACUACGCCGAUGGCGAGGACGCCUACGCCAUGCGCAUGGAUCUGUCGGAUAUGUGGGUCGACUGGGCCAAGAUCGAGCGCGAGGACCGCGAGCGCGCCGCCAAGGAGGAGAAGGACGGCGAUGAGGGCGAGCCCGUCGGCGAGCUGGGCAAGGCCGACGACGGCGACAAGAAGGAUCAGGAGAAGAUGGUGCGUGUCAAGGUCGGCCGCGGCCUGGGGGUCGGCGAUCUGGUCGAGAAGAAUGAGGCGGCGCAGGCGAGUAACUAG